Molecule: messenger RNA, 1159 nt
Organism: Macadamia integrifolia
Lineage: Eukaryota; Viridiplantae; Streptophyta; Magnoliopsida; Proteales; Proteaceae
Product: methylecgonone reductase-like
Exons: 3
Coding region: 110-1063 (317 amino acids)
Cellular component (GO): cytosol
Molecular function (GO): aldose reductase (NADPH) activity
Source: RefSeq, a predicted model, not a curated record
GAGUCAUUGAUAUUUGUGUCAAUUAUAAACACAAUCACAUACCCUUUCUCUCCAAACAUAGGGAAAAGCUCCCUUCUUCCAGUAACCUUCAUCAACAACGGAAAAGCAAAUGAUCCCACAGGUAGUCCUAAACUCUAGCCAUGGAAUGCCCUUGAUAGGCUUGGGAACAGCUUGUGACCCUAUCCCUGAAAAUCUCACUUCUACUCUAGUCCAUGCAAUUGAGAUCGGUUACCGGCACAUCGAUACUGCUUCUCUCUACAAGACCGAAGAGUUCGUCGGCCAAGCCAUAGCCCAAUCACUCGAACGAGGCCUAAUCGAUAACCGUAGCGAUGUUUUCGUUACUUCGAAGCUAUGGUGCUCAGAUGCAGACCAUGAUCUUGUCCUUCCAGCACUCAAAGAAACACUACGGAAACUGGGACUAGAUUAUGUGGAUCUCUAUCUGGUGCACUGGCCUUUAAGGUUGAAACAAGGAACUGGAAUCAUUUUCCCAAAGGAAGACUUACUUCCCUUUGAUAUGAAAGAGACAUGGGAAGCCAUGGAAGAGUGUUGCAGGUUAGGGUUAGCAAAGUCCAUUGGUGUCAGCAAUUUCUCAAGCAAGAAGCUCUCCCAACUUCUAACAUAUGCCACCAUCCCUCCAGCUGUGAAUCAGGUGGAGAUGAGUCCCUCAUGGCAACAGAAGAAGCUGAGAGAUUUCUACAAUGAAAAAGGGAUCCAUGUCAGUGCCUGGUCUCCUCUUGGAGCAUAUGGAGCUCAUUGGGGUUCUUCUCUGGUCAUGGAGAAUCCAAUUCUCAAAGAUAUUGCCAUGGAUAAGGGGAAAACCAUUGCACAGAUCUCACUGAGGUGGGUAUAUCAGCAAGAAGCAAGUCCAAUUGUGAAGAGCUUCAACAAGGAGAGGAUGAAAGAAAAUCUCCAAAUCUUUGAUUGGGAACUUACCCAGGAAGAGAUGGAUAAGAUAAGCCAGAUUCCACAGAGGAAGGGAUUUUCAGGAGCAAUGUUUAUUUCGCCAAAUGGACCUUACAAGUCAUUGGAAGAACUUUGGGAUGAGGAGGUCUUAACCCUGUAAGAUUUCUCGUUCUUUUUUAGAUAGGGUCACUGAACAAGGAAGAGAAGUUGAGGAAUAUUAUUGUAAUGACCACAAUAAAGCUAAAAAUAGAUUUAA